AUGGCUGCUAGCAGAUUUGGCGUAAUUUUCAAAUCAAUACCUGUUCUAAGCCCGAAAAAUGUCAAUUUCUCGGUCUUCAGGUACACCCCAAACAGUAAGGAGAAGCCGAGGAUUCAAACCUACACCGUCGACACGAACGACUGUGGGCCGAUGAUUCUCGACGCUCUAAUAAAGAUAAAAAACGAAAUGGAUAGUACGCUCACAUUCCGAAGGAGCUGCCGAGAAGGCAUUUGCGGGAGCUGUGCAAUGAAUAUAAACGGAGAAAACGGCUUAGCUUGCCUCAUGGAUAUAGAGAAACAUGCAUCGAAGGGUACUGUGGAAAUCCAGCCGCUCCCGGGAAUGUACGUUUUGAAGGAUCUCGUUCCCGACCUGACCAACUUCUAUGAACAGUACAGGAGUGUGGAGCCCUGGCUGAAGAGGAAAACUCCAAAGGAGGGAGAUAAGGAGUAUUACCAGUCGAAAGAGGAUAGACAAAAGCUUGAUGGUCUAUACGAGUGUAUUCUCUGCGCUUGCUGCUCAACAUCAUGCCCAUCCUACUGGUGGAAUCCAGAACACUACUUGGGACCAGCUGCCCUAAUGCAGGCUUACAGAUGGAUUGCUGAUAGCAGGGAUGAAUACACAACAGAACGUCUGGUGGAAGUGAAUGACACUAUGAAGCUUUAUCGGUGCCACGGAAUCCUGAACUGCACUAAGGUUUGUCCCAAAGGACUUGACCCGGCAGGAUCAAUAUCUAAACUGAAGAAGCUGGUUGAAGAGAAUGUCUCUGACCAGUGGGAAGAUAUUGCCCUCGACGAAUACAAAGAGCGCAACAGUAAGGCUGUGCAAAACUUGUAA
Theileria annulata is the source of this 834-nucleotide messenger RNA. Its product is annotated as succinate dehydrogenase [ubiquinone] iron-sulfur protein, putative. Gene Ontology annotation, molecular function: 2 iron, 2 sulfur cluster binding; electron transfer activity. Gene Ontology annotation, biological process: respiratory electron transport chain; tricarboxylic acid cycle; aerobic respiration. The transcript is spliced from 6 exons. Bases 1 to 834 code for a protein of 277 amino acids. The record is from RefSeq and is a predicted model, not a curated record. NCBI's taxonomy places the organism in Eukaryota, Apicomplexa, Aconoidasida, Piroplasmida, Theileriidae.